CUGUGCCAGUGGGGGCUGAUUCAGGUCCCGGGCUCUGCACACUGGUCACCUCAGGGUGGGGGAGGGCGCCCAGAGAGGGUGCUGAGGGUGCGUGGGAUGACUGGCCGAUACCAGAGGGGUCCUGAGCGUGUUCCCCAGGGUCCUCGGAGUGUGAGGAGCCCUGCAGGACGGGUCAGGCCUCUCCCUCCUUGGCUUCAGGUGUGCACCUGGCUAGGCAGUCCCUGCCCAGGAAGGCGGGGCCAAGCAGAGAGCGCUCUUCCUCUUCCUGGGGAGGUGUCGGCAGCUCGAGGGGGCGCCGGAGAGGACCAGGCUCGGGGGUCACAAUGAAUAAUCCCAUACCUUCCAAUUUGAAAUCAGAAGCAAAAAAGGCGGCUAAAAUUCUAAGAGAAUUCACAGAAAUAACUUCCAGAAAUGGACCUGAUAAGAUCAUUCCUGCCCAUGUAAUUGCUAAAGCCAAGGGCCUUGCGAUUUUGUCUGUGAUAAAAGCUGGAUUUCUAGUAACUGCUAGAGGAGGCAGUGGGGUCGUGCUGGCGCGUCUUCCUGAUGGAAAAUGGUCUGCACCUUCAGCCAUUGGCAUAGCUGGGCUUGGUGGAGGAUUUGAAAUAGGAAUUGAGGUAUCAGAUUUGGUAAUAAUUUUGAAUUAUGACAGAGCAGUAGAAGCUUUUGCAAAAGGUGGUAACCUGACACUUGGAGGGAAUUUCACUGUGGCAGUUGGGCCCCUGGGAAGGAAUUUAGAAGGAAAUGUUGCCCUGCGGAGCUCAGCUGCUGUCUUUACGUACUGCAAGUCCAGAGGACUCUUUGCCGGAGUGUCGUUAGAAGGCAGUUGUUUGAUUGAAAGGAAAGAAACUAAUCGAAAAUUUUAUUGUCAAGACAUCCGAGCUUAUGACAUUUUAUUUGGAGAUCUACCACGGCCUCCUCAAGCAGAAGAUCUUUAUGAAAUUCUUGAUUCCUUUACUGAAAAGUAUGAAAAUGAAGGACAACGAAUCAAUGCAAGAAAAGCAGCAAAGGAACUGAGAAAGUCUGCUGCUAAAGAAUUACCUCCAAAACCAUUGUCAAGGCCACAGCCGACGUCUGUGCAAGUCCUGCCGAACUCUGGCUCCCAAAGUAACGGAAAUAAAUAUAAGCUGUACCCUGAACUUCCCAACUAUCAGGAGAGAGUUGGCAAUUUGGAUCAACCCAUAGAAGUGACAGCACUAUAUCCUUUUGAAGGACAACAGCCCGGGGAUUUGAAUUUUCAAGCUGGAGACAGAAUCACAGUUAUAUCAAAAACCGAUUCUCAUUUUGAUUGGUGGGAAGGAGAGCUUCGAGGUCAAACUGGCAUUUUUCCAGCCAACUAUGUUACCAUGAAUUAAAGUUUAUAUUGUUUUCUUCUUUGAGAAUUACAAAACAUUUAUUUCUACACUGAUAGGAUUUACUAUCCAGUUAAGCAAUGUUUAAUAUAAGUUUAAAAAUACUUCUCUUUAUUCCAUAAACUUUUAUUCAGCAUAUAAAAGAUUAUUUUCUCUAUAUCAAUAAGUGGUUGACUUACAUAUCUUUAAAUACUUUGUACUAAUUUUUAUCACAUAUACUAUUUAAUAGUUAAUAUCAUCCAAUUCAUCUGAUCACAGCCCUUUAGUUAUAAUUAUCAAACAUCACUAAACAUAUGGGCAGCUAAGUAUAUGGUAAGUGCCUAUUGUAAUUUGAGAAUCUCAAGGGUAGGGGCAUGAAUACCAGUUCAUGUAUUUCUGUUUCCAAAGUGACCAGAGAAGAAGAAAUCAGAUUAACGAGGGUAUUAAGUAAUCCUUCUAGUUGUAGGUAUGAACUAGAUAUAUGAAUCCUUUAAAAUAAUCUUUAUUUCUUCAAAAAUUGUGUAUAUGUGUAUUGAUAGCAGAAACCCGCUACUGCAAAGAAGUUCAGCUAGUCUGCAUUCCACAAAGAUGACGUUAACUUUUCUUCUGUAUGAGGUUCUGUGCAUUUCUAGAAGAAGAACCAACUUAAGGUUGACACAGCCCAGUAAUUCCAAAAUAAAUGGUUUUUAAACGAUAA
Molecule: messenger RNA, 2025 nt
Organism: Hyaena hyaena (striped hyena)
Lineage: Eukaryota; Metazoa; Chordata; Mammalia; Carnivora; Hyaenidae
Gene: SH3YL1
Product: SH3 and SYLF domain containing 1
Exons: 11
Coding region: 324-1352 (342 amino acids)
Cellular component (GO): ruffle membrane
Molecular function (GO): phosphatidylinositol binding; protein binding
Source: RefSeq, a predicted model, not a curated record